AUGCUUAGACCAGCCCUUCGCUGUCAGCAAAGAGUACGGAGUGCGGGCGUUAAAACGGAGAGAAGCUAUCGGAGCGCUUACUUUGUCUGGAGUAUAUGGAGUCGACGGGAAGGGUUUAUGUUCGGUUGUAGCGAUGCGAUGGGGCAGCAAGGUGGACCAAGCGACACUCCCUCCUUGCAUUGCCUGCAGGUCGAUUUGCUGGCUGCCCUGAAAAAUCAGUAUAACUAUGCACAUUUACUGGUCAGAAAGGAUGCCAGUGGAGUCAACGGCCAGCGAAGGGCCAGAACGAACAGCGUCUGGCUUGCUUGGGUGUGGGCUUGGGGGGAAAAAGGUGAGGGAAAGAAAGGUCACGGGGUUCGCCGUAUGUACGACUACCGAAAAAAAGGAAAACGACGUCUCAUCCAUCAAGAAUCACCAUAG
Molecule: messenger RNA, 420 nt
Organism: Microsporum canis CBS 113480
Lineage: Eukaryota; Fungi; Ascomycota; Eurotiomycetes; Onygenales; Arthrodermataceae
Exons: 4
Coding region: 1-420 (139 amino acids)
Source: RefSeq, a predicted model, not a curated record